Messenger RNA from Aedes albopictus (Asian tiger mosquito), 3070 nucleotides. RefSeq names its product fork head domain-containing protein FD3. Bases 674 to 2467 code for a protein of 597 amino acids. The transcript has 2 exons. Gene Ontology annotation, biological process: cell differentiation; regulation of transcription by RNA polymerase II; anatomical structure morphogenesis. Gene Ontology annotation, molecular function: DNA-binding transcription factor activity, RNA polymerase II-specific; RNA polymerase II cis-regulatory region sequence-specific DNA binding. NCBI's taxonomy places the organism in Eukaryota, Metazoa, Arthropoda, Insecta, Diptera, Culicidae. The record is from RefSeq and is a predicted model, not a curated record.
UGGAUGGCCAUGUGGCAUGAGAGGAACGCAAGCUGGCUGCGGCCAGGAACACUCGGCAACGGGAGAGCUUACGCUAACGAAGGUUGUGUGAUCUCGGCGGAAAGAGAAAUUAUUACAACAUAGCACAAGGACCUAUCCUCCUAUGGAUGUCGUCUACAGGGACGACUCUGACUGUGAGGAGGGGUGUUGGUUGAAAUUCCUCUAGCAGCAGGGGGAUAACAUCCGUCGCAUCCUGUCUGUGUGUGGAUGUUGGCCGAUAGAGAGAGAACGCGAACAUCUCGGUGUACGAAUGGAUAACAUUUAGUUACGAGUUUUUGCUUGCGAUUGACGCGCGCGCCAUUAUCAUGCAUACGUGAGCGCAAAAUUUUCACAAUUUUCCACAAAGUUAAAAUAACAUUUUCAUUUUUAUCCCGAACGCCGACGUGCGACGUGGUGUGUCUUCCGGAAGAAGCGAGAGCUCCGGUUAGUCUCUUGAAGUCAGUCCGACGUGCGAUACUAAAAGGAUAUACGACGUGCGCGUUCAGUGCGACUUUGAUCACUAUUGUGGAAGGACUUUUACGAACUGGAUUCUAGCAUGGGAUCUAAUCCAAAGUGUAUCAGUGUUUCAAAAGAAAAAUUAUCCUGAAAUAACAAUACUGGAACAAAUUUCAAGAGAAGUGAAUAUAAGUGAAAAAUGCUCCCCUCGAUUUCACCUCUUUCGUCGUCUUCCCCAUUGGAUUUAAGGCCAGUUCUAGGAGGGACAAUUAUCUCAUCUAUGCACCAGCACAGUACAUCACACGAGUCCAGUCUCAGAGUCCACAGCCCACCCGGUGGCAGCAGUCUGAGCCAUCCCCAUUCGCAUCAUCAGUUGCACCAUCCUCAGCAUCAACAUCAUCAUCCCCAUCAUCAACAUCAAACCCCUUCGAGCGGAAAUGGCAACAGUGGCACUAACCAUAACAGUUCCAGCAGUGCAGGUCCCAUCAGCAAUAUCUCCAACAGUAGUUCCAGCAGCAAUCACCGACAGGAUACCGCCAGCGACGGCGAAACCAGCAGUGGAGAUGGUGUUACCGCAAAUGAAAGUAGCGGAAACGGAAACUCGAAAUCAUCGCGGACGCAGCAGGCUCUGGUGAAGCCACCGUACUCGUACAUUGCGCUCAUCACGAUGGCGAUACUGCAAUCGCCGCAGAAGAAACUCACGCUCAGUGGAAUAUGUGAAUUUAUCAUGAGCAGAUUCCCCUACUACAAGGACAAAUUCCCCGCCUGGCAAAACUCCAUCCGGCACAACCUGAGCCUGAACGACUGCUUCAUCAAGAUACCCCGCGAACCGGGCAAUCCCGGCAAGGGCAACUUCUGGACCCUGGACCCACUGGCGGAGGACAUGUUCGACAACGGUAGCUUCCUGCGAAGACGAAAACGCUACAAACGAACCACCAUCCCGCCGGGAAUGAGCUUCCCGGCUGUGUUCAACCCGUUCGCGCCGUUUUGGAUUCGGAAACCGGUGCCGGUGAUACCGAUGCAGUUUCCGCCGCAUGGCAGCUUGGGUGGGUUCGGCGAUGGGCUGGGGAUACCGGGCAGGGGAGAUUUCAUGCUGGACAGUAAGUUGAAUUUGUUCGGGGGUAAAAUGGAAGACUUGAACGUGGCAGUGAUGGAGAAUAGUGAGUUCCUGGCGCGCAAUUCCGACAGCAUGAAGAUUACGAAUGCGAUGAAGUUUUUCCACGGGUACAACAGUGAAGGUGGUGGGGGACCGAGUGGUUCUUACGAAGACAGUGUGAACGGACUGCAGUGCAAUAAUAAUAAUAAUAACAAUAGUUCAAUUAGCAGAGACAGUAGUGGUUACAUUACGAAGACCAACAAUCACGUUCCUAUGGGUAGUGCAGACGAACGAUAUCCGUCUUCUUCGGCGUUGAGUCGAGGAGGUCUGUCUCCGACGGCCGUCGGGAAUAGAGACAAUAGCAGUCCUUACGAUGUGGAUCUUUCGAAUGAUGAUAAGAUUGACGUGGAAAGUGAUGAUGACUACAAAUCCAUAAGUAAAAGCUUCGACCAUGAGUCGGUUCAACGUGAAUCUUUUCUGGAUCAAAAUGGCCGCUACACUCCGACGGAAAAGGACUCUAUCAAGGAUUUUGAGACUAUAGGUCCAACGGGAAAGCCUCCCCACCACGAACCGGAAGAUUAUGGUUGCGAAGACGACGAAGAUCAUUCCGAUAAGCACAGUAACGCCUCGCAAGAUCAUCAUUUGGAUAAGUCACAAAAAUCGUUCUACAUGAAUCCCUACGAAGAACCGGACAACCUCAUGUCUGAAACGAUAGCCGCCGGCAAAUACACCAGUCUAAAGCGAGCAAUCGAAAGCGAGGGCCUAAACGUGGUCGACACGUACGCCGAAACGAAAUUGGUUGGGUUUGAUUUUGCCAGCAGCCGGAAGCGGAAGUAUGGCAACACCAAAGGAUUCAGUAUAGAGAAUCUGAUAGGCUGCAACGUGGAAGAUAGAUGAAUCGGAACGUAUGUGAAGAACGAUGGUGAAGCAUUUUAAAGCCCCGAUCGGGUUGGCAAUGAUUACGUGUAUAUUUCAUGUAGAAUUUAGAUGACCAUUUUAGAGAGCCAAUCAUGGAAGAGUUGUAUGGCACAAAAGAAAUACUACAUUGUGUAUAUAGAGAUCUGGAAAUGUAAUAAUCCUUUGUGAUGGCGUAAUAAAUAUCUGAGAUUAGAAUUUUAAAAUACAAGCUAAACAGAUGAUUUUGAAAGAAAAUAAAAAAAAAUCCUAAACAGAUGAAAAGAACAAUUCUACGUGAGUAGUGAAGUGAUGAAGAUGAUUUGAUAUGCAAAAGUGUUCCAUUCUCGUCAAUAUUCGUUUUAAUUACUGUAGGAAUAAGAUGUCAUGGAAUAAAAUAUUAACUGUUUAUUUAUUUCUGUGGGUUACGAGUUGGCAGAUUAUUGUUAGUCAGAGAUAAGUGUGUAAAAACAGUCUUGUGCUCGCGCGCGAGCACGCAAGAAUUCAGUCUAAAAAUUGAUGUGUACGUGUACGGUAGUGCGUUGGUUGUGAUCCGCAUUUAGCGGAUUGUUCCGGUGAAUAUUCCGUGAACCGGCCCUCGGUUCA